AGUCACUGCAGACCCGAGAACGUAGGCGGAAGGGUGCUCUGUGCGCAGGCGCGAGCGCGGCCGCAAGUCACAACAAAGAGGAAAGCCGGGACUGCGACUAUGCUCCGCCCGCUGCCGGGUGUGGGAGGUGGGCGGCCAGCAGGGACUACAUCUCCCAGGGAGCACUGCGCGCCGCGCCGCCUCCUGGGGCUUGUAGUGUCUCUGGCCGCCUUCCCUCACGCCGCGGAGCUUGGGGGUGUGGCGGCUCCCGAGCACUGUCCCGCUCAUCUGUGGCUGGGGGAGGCUGUUCGCGGGUAGCAACGGGCAACGCCGAGGAGCCGGAGCGUUUCCCCGUUGCGCAUUGUGGGAGUUGUAGUUCUUCGGGGAGCCUCCGGCGGUUGCGGAGCGCGGGAAAGCAGCGCGGCUCGAACUACCGUUACCGGUCGCCGUUGCGGGGAUCCGGUGUGCGGGGCAGCGCCUGGCUGUCUCCACGCGCUUCGCCUGGCCGGGAGCCCUGCGGGCGGCGGCAGUGUCCGGCGCGGAAGGCCUCCUCAUGCGGGCGCCCCGCGGGGAGCCCGCCCUGCAGGAGUCCCUGGAGUGGUACCAGAGGCGCCUCCGAGUUUCCAUGCCAUUCUGGGAAACAUGGACUUCUGCCUUUUUCCAUGCUGUGGAAAGAUAAGACUAAUUCCAUAGAUCCAGGAGUGCCUCUCGAGCGUGCUAGUGAAAGUAUCCAUCAACUGAAAUACGCUUUAGACGAAAGACAGUUUGCAACGGGUGAAGGUGAAGCUGGAUUUGACCAGUCCUGUGUGGACAGGGGAGACGACGAGAGAGAGAAUUCAGCCUGGCAGGAACUGCAGCACAGUCAUGCAGUUAAUCAACUUAAAACUUUGUUGCAACAUCAGGAAAGAAUGGAAAGUGAAGCCUCCCCAUCGAGGAGAAAGUCAUUCUCUAAACCCCCAGAAGCUGUAACUGAAGAUUUACCUGCUGUUUCUGAUCUGGUUCCUAUAAUUAACGAUCAGUCCCAGUACAUUAACCACUUAGAAGCAGAAGUGAAGUUCUGCAAGGAGGAAUUGUCUGGGAUGAAAGAUCGAAUACAAGUAGUUGCUCUUGAAAAUGAGGAACUCCAUCAGAAACUGAAAUUUUUAACUGCAGAACACACAUUGAGAGAACAAACUCUUCUAGAUGCCUCAGCAAAUGCUCAGAACUCCUGGCCUGUAGAUGGUAAUGACUGUAGUGUAUAUCACCCCAUCACCUCUUCACCAGCAUGUACCAAAAAGCAGGCUUUCGCCUCAGCAGCUGUUGGAGGUGCAGAAAAAUGGCAUUUAGAACUGGAUAAACUGAAACUUCUUUAUCAAGAAAAAGCCAAUAUCCUUGAGGCUCAAAUACAGUCUCUACGAAAAGACCUUUCAGAAUCUCAGAAGACAUGCCAAGAUUUGGAAGGAAGACUAAAACACCAGAAGUCACUCAUUUCAACCACAGAUUCCAGCUGGGUUGGUGGUCUGUGUCUGAAAUGUGCACAACAUGGGGCUGUUCUUGCACAGACUCAUUCUAGUGUUCAUAUGCAGACUAUCGAGAGGAUAACAAAAGAAAGAGAUGACUUAAUGGAUGCACUUGUUUCAGUGAGACGAAACCUGAGAGACAUGCAGCAAAGAGAGUCUAAUGCUUAUGAGCAAGUGAAGCAAGCUGUGCAAAUGGCAGAGGAGGCCAAUUUAGAAAAAACAAAGGCUUUAGUCCAGUGUGAGCAGCUGAAAAGUGAGAUGGAACGGCAGAAGAGUCGUCUUGAACGGGAAUUAGUUGCCCAGCUAGACAAGAGGACUGAUGAAAAAGAAGCACUGCGGGAAAAAGUAAAGAAAGAAAGGGAGGACUUGACAACAAUGGUGACAGCCAUGUCUGAGAAUGUGGCCACACUGGAGGCUCAGGUAGAGAGAAUAACAAGGGAGAAGAACUCACUAGCUAACCAGUUAGAAGAAACGCAGCAUCAACUUUCAUCUCUUGAAAUGGAGAUGAAUAAGGUGUGUGGAGAAAUGCGCUAUCAGUUGAAUCAAACCAAAAUGAAGAAGGAUGAGGCAGAAAAGGAGCUCAGAGAGUACAGAACAAAAACUAUAAGGGAGCUUGAAAUUAAGGACCAGAAAAUAGAAAAACUGGGAUUAGAGCUGCAUGGAAACAAACAGCGUUUGGAACAAGCCCAGCAGGAUGUGACAGGAGCCAGAGAGGAGUGCCUAAAACUGACAGAACUGCUGAGUAAAUCUGAGCACCAACUGCACCUCACCAGAUUGGAGAAAGAGAGCAUUCAGCACAGCAUCAGCAGUGAAGCAAAGGCCCGAGCCCUUCAGGCCCAGCAAAGAGAGCAGGAGCUGACACAGAAGAUGCAGCAAAUGGAGGCCCAGCAUGAGAAAACUGUAAAUGAACUGGAUUCGUUGCUGACCUCCCACAACACGUUCAUAGCAAAAUUAAAGGAAGAAUGUUGUAUGUUGGCAAGAAAGUUGGAGCAAAUAUCAGAAAAAUACAGAUCUGAAGUCAACCAGCUUAGUCAGGAAAAAGAGUAUCUUCAUGGCAGAUUGGAGAAGAUGCAGAAAAGGAAUGAUGAAUUGGAGCAACAAUGUAUCCAGCAUGGGAGAAUGCAUGAGAGGAUGAAGUCAAGGCUGUACCAGCUUGACAAGCACUGCCAGGCCACUGCCCAGCAGCUAGUGGAGUUACUCAACAAACAGAAUCAGCUCUUCAAAGAGAAGCAGAUGCUUACGGAAGAGGUGCGGUUUCUGCGAACACAGGAAAAAAAAUGGGAUGCAGAUCUCAAACAAGACACAGAUGGAAUCAAGUAAAAACCUGGAUGGAUAGAGAAAUGAGCAGAAGAAGGCUCUGCUUGCUGGAAGGGGUUGCUGGCCAGCUGAGGUGGUGAAAGCACAGACUAACUGACAGACUAUGGACCUUGGGGAUUAGCUCCAACUAGGUCUGUCGGCGUAUGCUGCUACUCUGCCUCCUCCCAUGAAGACCUCCUCGUGCAAGCUAGCCUGUGUCCUUGGCAGGCAUCCGCGAUCUCCCCAGGCUCUCUGUAUUGCUGUGCCAUUGAAACUGUCUCCUCCCUCCUUACAGAUGUCCUAUUUUUCAGUAAAUGUAUCUGUGAGCAGACCACUCUUUUUCUAAACAGAACUUAUAUAUACUCACCCUUUACUGUAUUCCCAUCCUCACCCCUCUAGCUGCUUAGUGCGAGGGCCUGCCAAAGUGACAGGCGUUCCUGAGCUGUGAGUCCAUUUGUUCUCUUACCUGAGCAUGAAUUUUCAGUGGGUUCCCAGCCACAAAUGCAAUGCUUGAAGUUCUCCCAAAUGCCCCAUUCGUGCUUUUUUUUUUUCCAUUAAAUGUUACAGAAAGGUAGUGUUCUGUCCAGAAAGUGAGCAGCUGCUCCAUCUUUAGUGUUAGAAGUGAUUCAGGCUGAUCCUUAGCAGGCUCUCAACUGUUCUUCAGCAGAACUGAGGGCUGCUUCAGUUAUUUAUUAGUGAGAUGCAGUGUAGUCUUAAUGCAAGAAAUGGUGCUUCUGCCAGUUGUUUGUAACAGCCAGUGACAUUUCCACAGACAGUUACUACAGCAGGUGAAAAGCAGGACUUUGUUACUCAUUAGGUGGCGUUUAGUCAGGGAUGGUAUGUGUUAAAAGCCAACUCUGAAUGGAAGCGAUGCAGUUAGAGCUGCGUUUGAUACAAGGCUGCAUGGGAACGCUUCAGUGCUGCAGCACCCACCAUUGAGGUCUUUAGCUGCUGUGAAGCCUGCUGCUGUCGGUGGGUCCAACUGAGGACUUGGGCGACUAAGCCACCUGAAUGUUUUCUUACCAAACAGAACAGGAGUCUAGUGGUUCCCCUCUCCUCCAUUAUAAAUAUGUUUGACAGUGAUUAAAAUGUUCAGGUUUCAAUGGUUUUACUACUUACAGAAGCUUUAAUCUGCACAUAUGAGAAUAUCUGACCACAGAAUUAAAACAUAUGCCACUGAGGCGAGGGGGUGUAGGGCGAACUCCAGCAAUCUGUGCUGCAGAGGUAUGCUCACUGAAUAUUGAAGUAUCAGGAGGAAGAGAAACGUUAAGACUGAAAAGGCCCUUGCCUCUGAAUAGCCAGUGGCCAGAUCAUUCAGCAAUUACCUGGACAUUAGGAGUAACAGAUUCAUGUUCCUUUAAUUAGAGAACUGAUCCCACUUCUCAAAUGACUGCUUUAGCAUGCAGACUAUUGUGUAGUUGGGCACACUAAGACUUUGCCAGUAUUUGUGCUUUUUUUUAAGCAAGUGAUGCCCUGCUGUAGUCAGCUGGAGAAAUGCCUGCUGCAGCAAUCAAGCUGGGGUUCAGCAUCUUGCAAAUCAUUAAUGUUGGGUGACUGUGGUGAUAAAAAGAAAUAUAGGCACCCUGGAAGCUUUAAGGGUAGAAAUACUGAUACCAACUGUUUUAUGUGCAUACACGUAGAGCUAAUGAAAAGCUUUUUUGCUGCGAGGUAGCAAAUGCUCAGGUAGACUGACAAGAAGGAAAGAUGGCAGCUAUAUGUAACAGUAUAAAAUCUCAGGGGUCAAAGUGUUCUGAAGGCCAUGGUACAAAGUGCUACUGUCUGAAAAGGGGUACCUAAAAGGAAUAUAUAGCCAUACCUCAGGUUAUAGCUGGGCAUGUUAGUUUUAGUAUUUGGUGGAGACAGAAUUGUGCUAAUGUGCUGGGCUAUCAGUGGGACCGCCACAAGCUGCUUGUUGGAGGAAUGGGUGGAUUGAGGACAUUUUAAACCACAACAGCAACAAUUGCCAGGAUAGUUCCUCAGGAGCUGAUAUUUCUUUCGUCUUUUAAUUCUUCUCUCUGUACUCUAGUGCUGGCCUUGCAUACAGGGUUAAUGCAGCAUGGAGCAAGUUUCCUCUCACCCUCACUAACCAGUCACAGAUACUGAAUUUAACCCCCAGUCCUUCUGUGGACAUUUUUUCUUGCACUGUGCUGGGGAACUGCAACUGUAGCAACUGAUGGGAGAUGCUGGUGCAUGUAUUUUGGGGAAAGAAGCACCAUAUUACUGUCUUUAAUUCAUUAAUAAACUGCAGCUUCGUAAAUUCUCCUCAUUUAACUCAGCUCUAAUUACCUUAUAUAAACUAAAACAAACAAACAAGCAAACAAAUGCUGUAGUCCUCUAAUGCAAAACCAGCCAAAUUAGAAAGUUUAUUUUUAGUUCUGAGGCCAUUUACCUCUCUAAAUUCAAAUUUUAAAACUCCACUUGCUUAAAUCUAGGUAGCUACCCCAGCUCCAAUAGCAUUUAAUGCUUCAUUCUUAAUUUAAGUCCUGAAGUGCUACUGAGGAAGCACAAACAAUAGCUAUGCAAGAGGUUAAAAAUGGCAAAUUAGCUUUCCCACCAGAGGUUUCUUAACAGCACACAGACAGCUUCCUGUUUUCAUACAGCUGCCCACCCUGGCUGCAGUCUGCACAGCUCACAGUAAACAGUCUCUGGCACAAACCUGCCUCCUCUUUCCUGGAAAGGAGAAGGGGCAGGAUCUUAGACGUGCCCCAAACAAGAGCUCAGUUAUUUACUGCUAAGCACAAGCAAUGUCUAAAGCUCAUGGAGAUGUUGUUUUUCAGAUAUCAGAUAGCUCUUGUUCUUGCUACCUGUAAGAUUUUCUGAUCUUAGAAAGCAGCAAGGACAGCAGGGCUACAGGAAGUGCUGGCUUUUGCAAGAGUGCUUGUUUACCCAGCAGGACCCCAUUCUUAACCGCUUAUGUCCUUCCUUUCUAAGAACUCACCUCCAGGCCGAAGUGACACAAAUCAGAAAUGCAGGCAACUCUACAGACUACAGACGACUACUUCUCUAUCUUUAUCUUUCAGUUUUCCUCUGUACCGAUCUGAAACUUGGCCUUGUUGGAAGCUCACCCAAAGCAACAUUUGCAGCAGAGAGACACACUUGCUAAUUUCAGCUGAUUUGUAGUCG
Dromaius novaehollandiae (emu) is the source of this 5897-nucleotide messenger RNA. It is a transcript of the gene SDCCAG8, whose product is annotated as SHH signaling and ciliogenesis regulator SDCCAG8. Gene Ontology annotation, cellular component: centrosome; centriole. The transcript is spliced from 20 exons. Bases 642 to 2798 code for a protein of 718 amino acids. Gene Ontology annotation, biological process: centrosome cycle; establishment of cell polarity; tube formation. Lineage: Eukaryota; Metazoa; Chordata; Aves; Casuariiformes; Dromaiidae. The record is from RefSeq and is a predicted model, not a curated record.